CCGUCAGCCGCCCUUUCGGACAUCCGCGGCGCAGGCGAAAGAUGGCGGAGGCCUCGGCGGCGGGGGCGGACGCGGGGUCCGCUGUCGCCGCGCACCGUUUCUUCUGCCACUUUUGUAAGGGCGAGGUCAGCCCCAAACUACCGGAAUAUAUAUGUCCCAGAUGUGACUCAGGCUUUAUUGAGGAAGUGACAGAUGAUUCCAGUUUUUUAGGUGGUGGCGGCAGCCGGAUAGACAAUAGCACAACACGUUUUGCCGAGUUCUGGGACGCAAUGUUUUUAUACGAUUAUAGACCAUUACUAAGUAGCAUUCCACUGGACCAAGAUAAUAGACCCAAUGAGAGAGGUCACCAAACUCACACUGACUUUUGGGGACCAAGCAGGCCUCCAAGGUUGCCGCUGACAAGAAGAUACAGGUCUCGAGGGAGCACUCGUCCUGACAGAUCACCUGCUAUUGAAGGAAUAAUACAACAGAUCUUUGCAGGAUUCUUUGCAAAUUCGGCGAUUCCUGGAUCCCCACACCCCUCUUCUUGGAGCGGAAUGCUGCACUCCAACCCUGGGGACUAUGCCUGGGGUCAGACAGGGCUUGAUGCCGUUUUAACCCAGCUUUUAGGACAGCUAGAAAACACAGGUCCCCCUCCGGCUGACAAGGAAAAGAUCACUUCUCUCCCAACAGUGACAGUAACUCAGGAACAAGUUGAUACGGGUUUAGAAUGUCCAGUAUGCAAAGAAGAUUACACAGUUGAAGAGAAAGUCCGGCAGUUACCCUGCAACCACUUCUUUCACAGCAGCUGCAUUGUGCCAUGGUUAGAGCUGCAUGACACAUGCCCCGUAUGUAGGAAGAGCUUAAAUGGUGAGGACUCCACUCGGCAAACCCAGAGCUCUGAGGCCUCUGCAAGCAACAGAUUUAGCAAUGACAACCAGCUACAUGACCGAUGGACUUUCUGAAACUCAAGACCCCACCUGAACCAAGGCUGCCUGUAUUAGUCUUGUUAUCAUAGCUGUAAAUUGUAUCAAAACUAAACAAACAAAAUAGUAGAUGGAUUUAGGAAUCAUGUAAGAAACCCCAACCCAUAAUAUUAAUGCAACGAGUGUAUUUCUUCUCUAAAUUUAAAGUUAAAACCUACAGAUGGAAUUGUA
This is a messenger RNA of Acomys russatus (golden spiny mouse), 1136 nucleotides long. It is a transcript of the gene Rnf115, whose product is annotated as ring finger protein 115. Gene Ontology annotation, biological process: protein ubiquitination; positive regulation of DNA-templated transcription; ubiquitin-dependent protein catabolic process. NCBI's taxonomy places the organism in Eukaryota, Metazoa, Chordata, Mammalia, Rodentia, Muridae. Bases 42 to 944 code for a protein of 300 amino acids. The record is from RefSeq and is a predicted model, not a curated record. The transcript has 9 exons. Gene Ontology annotation, cellular component: nucleoplasm; cytoplasm. Gene Ontology annotation, molecular function: ubiquitin protein ligase activity.